UUUAUUCAUUCAGUGUACUUGACCAACUUAGAUUAGAAAUUUUCUAAAAUGAAAUUAUCAGUAGUGUUUAGUUUUGUUACAAUUGUAGUGUUAUUUCAAUUUGUUUACGCUGAUGUUAAACCAAUAACGUUAACAGAAGUGGAAAAAAAUUCUGAUGUACAACUUAAACCAGAAACAGUUGUAGGCGAGAAAUUAUUACGUCUACCACGAACUUCAUGGAAGAAACAGAGAUACGGUGGAUCCGGAGGUGGAUGUACAAGUGGAUGUGGUGGAUACGUCGCUCCGCAGCCCCCAUCGACUUGUAAUUCGUGUCAAGGAGGUCGUCAAGUCUAUGGCGGCGGACCAGCAAUAAGUUAUUCUGAAUCACAGUCUAGUGCUAGUUCUAGUUCUGGUUCUUGGGGCAAUGGCAAAAAGAAAUAAAAUUUAAAAACUGAAUCAAAUUUAAAAGUAGCAAUUUAAUUAUUUUUAUAUUAUGUAAAAAUUGGUAAUAUAGUCUAAUAUUUAACUGCAA
Molecule: messenger RNA, 511 nt
Organism: Chrysoperla carnea
Lineage: Eukaryota; Metazoa; Arthropoda; Insecta; Neuroptera; Chrysopidae
Exons: 2
Coding region: 49-420 (123 amino acids)
Source: RefSeq, a predicted model, not a curated record